Messenger RNA from Populus nigra (black poplar), 2316 nucleotides. Its product is annotated as protein gamma response 1-like. The record is from RefSeq and is a predicted model, not a curated record. Gene Ontology annotation, biological process: DNA double-strand break processing involved in repair via single-strand annealing; double-strand break repair via homologous recombination. Gene Ontology annotation, molecular function: double-stranded DNA binding; Y-form DNA binding; double-strand/single-strand DNA junction binding. Gene Ontology annotation, cellular component: site of double-strand break. NCBI's taxonomy places the organism in Eukaryota, Viridiplantae, Streptophyta, Magnoliopsida, Malpighiales, Salicaceae. The transcript has 3 exons. The coding region runs from base 195 to 2084 and encodes 629 amino acids.
UCAGUCCAUUGCCGCGAGGGAAAGCAAAUCGUGCCCGCGAAGCUUUUGCUCUGUGGCCAUUUUAAUGGACAAUUAAACCCGCCACCGCCUGCUCAAAAUUUCACAACGUCAGAUCUAACCACACCGAAUCCAUUCUAUUCAAUUACAUAAGGAUCUUCAAAAUUUGCAGGAUUUCUAUCCAUCUUGUUAGAAAAAUGAAGGGCGACCUGGAGUGUUGUCCGAAACUAGAAAAUGGCGAUGUCAAGUAUGUCUCUGGACUCAGUACUAUACUGGUAGCAACAAUCCAGGAGGCGAAAGAUAGGAUCUCUCAGAUAGAAUACAUAUUUUGCAACCAGCUUUACCCGAAUUUCCAAGCGAAAUCCAAGAGUUUGCAGAAGAUUUAUGCGGAUGCGGAAGGGGCGUGGAAAGAGAAGGAAAAAGAUCUCUUGGAGCAAAUUGAGAAACUUCGAGUUGAGAAGCAGGAAGUUGUUGAAGGAAACAAGGUUGAGAAGGAAAAGCCGAACGAGAAGGCAAAUGCGCUGCUUGCUGCUACGCUAAGAAAUCGAGAAUCUAGAAUUGAUGAGCUGGAACAGGAGGUUGUGAAGAAGUCUAAGGAAAUUGACGAGGGGAUGGAAUUACAGAAUAAGUUACUCCAAUUGGUUCAAACGAAGGCGGCUAUGAUAGUGGAUAAAGGAAGGGAAUUGAAAAGGAACGAAGGGAAGAGCAAUGAGCUGCUUGCUAAAGUGAAGAGCUUAGAGAAAAAUGUUGAAGAACUGCAAGAUGAGGUCAGGAAGAAGUCGGAGAAAGUAGCAGAGAAAACAGAGUUGGCAAACAAUUUGAGCAAGAGAGUUUUGUCUCUGUUGUCAAUGAUUGAGGAUAAUGAGAAGUUGAAGACUGAGAAUGAACAACACAUGCACAAAGUAGAAUGUCUGGAGAAGAAUCUUAGUGGACUUAAAAACAAGCUCAGGGAGAAAACGGAAGAAACUGAAGGGGGAAGAGUACUGCAAGCAGAAUUGCUUCAACAAAUUGAUAUGAACGCUGUAGAAAUCUUGAAGCAAAAAGAACAGCUAGACAUGUCCGAGAAUGAUAAAAGGGAGCUCUUGGAAAAAGUGAAUGGGUUAGAGGAGAAGGUCAAUGAGCUACAGGAAAAUCUAAGUAGCAGUGGUAAAGAGGCUGAAGGAAAGGUUUCGUACGAUAAACUUCUUCACAACAUUCAAUUGAAGGACUCUGAGUUAUUGGCCGAGAAGAGGAAGACGAGGGAUUUGCAUGGUCUUUACAUGAAGUUGAGGUCUCAAUACAACUACCUCUGCACAAAGUCUGGUCUUACUAUGAAGAAUACGCUCAAAGACAAACUAGAAGACGAAAGUGGUUCCUUCAAGCAUCAGCCGACAACUUCAUCUGACGGUGGAAACAAAAGUGUAGAUGCAUCUGCAGCAUUUUGUGAGACGAAAGAAGUCAAAACUGAAAAUGAAUCCAGCGAUCGCUUGGUGGACAAUAACGUUGUGAAAUCAAUUCCAAUCGCAAACUUCAAAUCUCCUACUUCUAUUUUUGUCGCACCAAAAUGUCCUCCCACUGUAAAAUCCGCUCAAAUAAUUGGCACAAAGAGACCUGCAUCUAGUUGGAUAGAUACUAGAUCUCAUCAAGGAAAAGAUGGUCCUGACCCUCAUGAUGAUUUCCUUGAUACCCCAUUGGAGAAACUCAGGGCAGACUUGGACAAAACCAUGGAGGAAGAAGUUCAGGAUCUCCACAUUGUACUUCAAAAUGAUAAAAACAUGGACCCUAGCAGUUCAGAUGAUGAAACGCAGGAUAUAAAUCUUGAUCGUAACCUACGAGAGCAGCAGAUGCCAGUAACAAUAGGUGGCAAAAGAGGUUUCAAGUAUGUUGAACCAGUUCGAAAGAAAGCUGAGCGGCAAAAUUUGAAAGGAGUUGAAUGCAAGCAGUGCAAAAAAUUCUAUGACGCAGUUCUCCCCAAUAAUGGAGGUGAUGGUAAUAAGCAGAAUGUCCGCUGUGAGCAUCAUGAUGGUGUUUCUAGGCAUCGAUACAAGUAUGUUCCUCCCAUGACUCCUGAGGGAUUUUGGAAUAUUGGAUUUGAAUCUGAAAUGUGAUCUUGAGCUUGAAAUGUCUUAACUGUUUAUUCCAUUAAUUUUAGUUUUAAACCAAUCUGGUAAAUAACUGAUAAAUGGAAGCCCGUAUCUUUGAGCAUCUGCAAGAUCAAUCCUCUUCCCCUGUUACCUGAUGUGUAUCAAAAGUAAAACUUAACAUUAGGUUCCUUUUCUUGUUUACCAUUGAGAGACCAUAUCAAUAUGGAAAUUUACUGUUCCUGAGCAGUUUUACAAA